GGUAUCUGUCAACACACUUUCGAUGGUUUCAAUGUGAUUUGUCAUUCUGUCACACCACAGAUGGCGUUGAAGAAAGUUAAAGGGACACUCGAAAGAGUGCUUGACAAAAAUCUUCAAGAUUUGGUCCGUGGAAUAAGAAAUCAUAAGGAUUCAGAGAGUAAAUACAUAGCAGAAUGUUUGGACGAGAUCAAACAAGAAUUAAGGACAGAGAAUAUGGCAGUGAAGGCCAACGCAGUAAACAAGCUGACAUAUCUCCAGAUGUGUGGGUAUGACAUCAGCUGGUCUGCCUUUAACAUCAUCGAGGUGAUGAGCUCCACUAAGUUCACAUUUAAGAGGAUUGGUUACCUAGCUGCUGGACAGAGUUUCCAUGAGGGUACAGAUGUACUAAUGUUGACCACCAACAUGAUCCGUAAGGAUCUGAUCAGUACCAACAUGUAUGAUGCUGGAGUAGCACUUAAUGGCCUGGCAUGUUUUGUAUCUGCUGACUUAGCCAGAGACCUCGCCAAUGACCUCAUGACCUUGAUGACAUCAACCAAGCCAUACCUGAGGAAAAAGGCUGUACUGAUCAUGUAUAAAGUGUUCCUUCAGUUCCCAGAGGCCCUCAGACCAGCCUUCCCUCGACUCAAGGAGAAGUUAGAGGAUCCAGACCCGGGUGUUCAGUCGGCAGCUGUAAAUGUGAUCUGUGAGCUAGCAAGAAAAAACCCAAAGAAUUAUCUGUCUCUAGCUCCUCUCUUCUUCAAGUUGAUGACCAGCUCCACAAACAACUGGGUCCUCAUCAAAAUCAUCAAACUGUUCAGUGCUCUGACCCCAUUGGAACCUCGGCUUGGAAAGAAACUGAUAGAGCCCCUUACCAACCUUAUACACAGCACAUCGGCCAUGUCACUUCUGUAUGAGUGUAUCAACACUGUGAUUGCGGUCGUAAAUACUAAAGUACUCAUUUCUAUAUCUUCAGGCAUCCCGAACCACACCGCCUCAAUACAGCUUUGUGUUCAGAAACUUAGAAUUUUGAUUGAAGAUUCCGACCAGAAUUUGAAGUAUCUUGGACUACUAGCUAUGUCUCGAAUCUUGGCCAGUCACCCUAAGAGUGUACAGUCCCACAAGGAUCUUGUGUUACAGUGUCUGGACGACAAAGAUGAAUCAAUCCGACUACGAGCCUUAGAUUUGCUGUAUGGUAUGGUGUCCAAGAAGAAUUUGAUGGAGAUUGCAAAGAAGUUGAUGAUCCACAUGGACAAGGCUGAGGGCACGCAUUACAGGGAUGAACUACUCGCUAAGAUCAUCGAGAUCUCCAGCCAAUCGAACUACCAGUACAUCACCAACUUUGAGUGGUAUGUUAGUGUACUUGUGGAACUGACACGCAUGGAAGGUACUCGUCACGGUCGACUGAUAGCAUCACAGAUGUUGGAUGUAGCUAUUCGUGUACAAGCAAUUCGUCCAUUUGCAGUGUCCCAGAUGGCUGUUUUAUUAGAGAACUCCCAUUUAUUGGCCAACAACUCCCAGAGGAAUGGUAUUUGUGAGGUUUUAUAUGCUGCAGCCUGGAUAUGUGGCGAAUUCUCCGACCACCUUAAGGACCCACGGGUAACUCUGGAGGCCAUGCUGAAACCAAAGAUCACCGCCCUGCCUGGCCAUAUUCAGAGUGUGUAUGUACAGAACAUCAUCAAGUUGUUUGCCAAUGUUCUGCUUGCUGCUGAACAGGAAGACAAUCAGGAACUUAUGCGUGAAAUGGGACAGCUCAUGGUGGAGAAACUUCCUAUGUUUGUGCAGAGCUCUGACCUUGAAGUCCAGGAAAGGGCAUGCUGUGUGCUGCAGCUGGUGAAGUAUGUGCUCAAGUUGAUGGACAAGGGUGCUAAGGUGGGAGAGGAAGUGGCUGCCCUGUUUGCUGGUGAUCUCAACCCAGUAGCACCUAAGGCUCAGCGCAAGGUGCCGGUACCGGAAGGACUCGACCUUGAUAAAUGGAUAAAUGAGCCUCCCUCAGACAGCUCCGAUGAGGAAGUGGGUGGAGUGUCCAUCUUCAGCCUCGGCCGUGAAGAACACAGACCAUUCUAUCAGACAGAGGAAGCCAAGCCAGUGUAUGAACCUACAGAAGAAGAAUUGGAAAAGCGACGAUCACAACGGAAGAUUGACCAGAUGCACAAUCCUCAUUAUCUCAAGGCAGAUGAUAAAUCAAUGAGAAAAAGAAGUAAUGACCUUACGAAGGUGGAUGACAUUCCUGUAGCCCAUAUAGAUAUAUCUGUUCCCCUCCAUGUACCAGGCUUGUCUUCCUCAGACCAAUACAUGAACUUGUCCAAAAAAGAGAAGGAGAGGGGGAAGAAGGGACGGAAAGGAAAACACAAACGUAAGAAGGGCCGUGAAGACGAGGACUCUGACGAUGAUAUUCCCACUACACAUCAAGUCAGUACUGUGGUGGAUCUUCCUGAGGGUGCCAGUGUAUCUGACAAUGAGGAUAACAAGAACUCAAAUGAACUGUACAGAAAACUCGACAUCAACUUGGAUGAGCCCUUACGGGAUGAUGAGGUGAUUCCAGUGCGACAACACCAUAUUGUUCUGGGAUCACCCAACAAUAUAGACGACGAGGUGGAAGAGCAACCACGGCGUAAACACAGAAAGGCUAAGGACAAAGACAAGGAGGAUAAGAAAAAGCAUCGAAAGGAAGGAAAAGAAAAGAAAGGCAAGAAGCGUGAUAAAAAGCGGUCUGAAGCCACAGACUCAGUAUCUAAUUUGUUGCUGGAGACAGACACACAAAGUGGGCCUGAAGUGGAGGUGGUCACCAAUGGCCCAACCACAGUGGACACACCGCCAGAAAACAAUGUCCAAUCAGGGAAGGAAGAUGACAUAGACUUUUGGCUAUCGAGUAACGGAGCUACUCCAUCACCUACAAACCCAACAGUUGUGGUAGAAAACAUGGAUGUAGAUGCUGUAGGCUCCAGCGAUGAAGACGGAGAUAAAAAGAAGAUAAAGAAAAAGAAAGAAAAGAAGGCUAAGAAGGACAAGAAAGAUAAAAAAGACAAAAAGAAGAGACUGCGAGCUGAGUAUGAAGAGGCAGACGGAAUAACUACUCCUUCAAAAGAACAGUUACCCCCUGGAGAGGCAGAAACACCACUGAACAAUAAAAUGCCACCAAUGUCGGGGUACAAACAUUUGGCUGAAAAUGGGACAGUACAAAUGACGUACGAGACAAGAGUGAACCCCACGCGGACAGACCAAGUGGUCAUAUCGGUUGUGUUUGUGAACCUUACAGAUAACCAACUCAAAGACCUCGAGUUUAAUGUCAUGGACACACUUAACACUAAAUUAAUUAGAGCGAUGGGAAGCAGUCAUCACGAUGCGGUCAAAGUCCCCUUCGUUCUCCUACCUAAGUCCCAGAAUGAGGGCCAGUUUGCCUUCACUGUACAAAGUAUCAACGUACCGCAGAAACUGAAAGGAACACUUACCUAUAUACUUAAGACUGAUGAUGGUUCUACCCAUGAUAAAGUGGAUUUCAAAGUAGAGUUACCAUGUUGUGCUUUUCUGACCAAUGUACCUUGUAGUGGAGAUGAUUUUGCUUCACUUUUAUCAAGUGGAGAUUUAAAUGCCAAAUCUUCUCUCUCUGUAACACCUUCAGACACACAGUUUCAUCAUAUAUUAGCCAAAAUCUGCUUUUAUCAACAUUUUACAGUCGUAGAACAAGUAUCCAGUAGUGCUUCUCUGUACAGUCGAUCAAUACAAGGCCACCAUGUAUGUCUUCUAGUCAAAAAGAAUAAUGGUGAAUUGAAAGUGGACGGGAAAUGUUCGGACAGCAGCCUAAUUUCUAGUAUUGUACAAGAUAUCCAGAGUACACUGGUCUAGCAGCCAUGGAGUAGCGCCACAAAUUUCAAUCUCCAGAGAUUACUGUUAAUUCUCUUGUAAUAAUCACCAACAGCAUAUUCUAUAUAGUCUUCAUCCUUUCAUGAUCAUGAUAUCGGAGUCCAAACAUUUUCCUUAUAAUUUCCCCUCCUAGUCUGUGAUAUUGCCCUCUGGGACUGUUUAUACAGAAGAGGCUAUAUUUGACUGAAGCAACACAAUCUCACUGGAUUCACAGUGAACUUCUAUUAUCAGUUAAUUGCAUCUUAGCCUCUGUAUCAAAAAUUUGAUACAAUGUGCAUUGGAACUGCUUAUUUUUAAUAAUUACAUAACAAAACAUAGAUGGAAAAGACUGAUCAUGAUUUUUACUACCCUCCAGCCAAUGUGAGAAUCACAGACAAUUUGACUAGAGUAUCAAAGAAAUAAACGUCAUUUGAUGCAACAAAAUAUUCUUUUUUGAGAUUGGAAAAAAUAUUGUAGUAGUUUUAUUAAAAGUGUUCAACUCUUACUAUGAUAAUUAACAUUGAGUAGUUUUCUGAUAGAUAAAAUAAAUAAAUUUCUAGAGCUGAAGGGUUUAUAUAAAGAGUAUCUCGAUAUUUCUGGGAUUCUUUUGAGUUUUUAAUUUAUUUUAGUGAACUGAAUCUUGAGAUAAUCUUAUUUUUUCAUUUUUGAUAGCAAAGAUUUGACAUAAUAUCAACUGCUCUACUGAGAACUAUUGUUUUAUUUCGUAAUUAUUGGAAAGUUCUUUCAAUGAAGUUUAUUUUUAGAUCAUAAAAGAGUAGUUUCUGAGAAGAUUAUUGUCAAAGCUUGUAUGCAACAGUAUUUCAACUUUGUCAGAAUGUUUUGAUACAGUUGGUAUUCUGAUAUUUAUGUACAUGGGUGCAAUAAUUUCACUGGGUAUUGACUGUCAGAUCUAGAUAAUUUCUGACUGACGGUAUCAAAAUAACAAAUUCUCAAUAUAAGUGUUCAUUACCUAGUAUUACAACUUUGUUGACUCUCUGGUAGAAAAAUGCAAGAUUGAAAGUGAAAUUGAUGAGUGCAGAAAAGGUUGCAUUAUUAUAAAAAAUUAAUUAAAUAUUAGGACUGGCACAUAUUAUAAUAUAACAUACUGUUUGUUUAUUGUUUGCAGUAUUCAGAUGUAAAUACAAGGCGAUUCAUUUUGUAAAUUUCAUCUUACCAUUUCUCAGUCCUCCUGUUAUUUUCUUUAUGUUAAUUUUUUUUUUAGAAAAAAACAACUGCUCUCUGUUUCUGCUUAUCCCCAAAAUCCUGAAAAAGACAGAAUGUCUGAUCAUGGUGAUAGCUUGUAUUCUGAUCUUUAGUUUGUUAUAUUGUCACAAAUGACUUGUUUUGGGGAAGUUGGUUUUGUUGAGAUGUACUUGUCUCGCACUAUGUUGUUGUAAUUUUUACUGCUGUUUUGUCAUCCACUUUAAGGUAUCGCAUCAGUUCCUGAAUGAAGAAGCUGUGAUAUAAAAAUUCUGUAUAACAGUUUAUUUCGAUAUUUUUUGUCUUUAUUCUGAAGUUAUGUAUGCGUGACAUUUUUAGGUUAGUUUAUGGUUUAAAUAUAUAUCUGCUUUUAGCUUCACUGCAACACUAAAGACACAACUCGGCUGACCCUUUAUAGACUUUAGACCCUUGAAUAAGUGGAUAUUGGGUAUUUCUGAAUAUCUUAGAUUCCUUCAUAUUGUGCUUUCUCUCCAAAUCGGAGAAAGUGAAUCAUUCUAAAAAGUUAAAAAAAACAAACUUGCAUUAGAACGGACGGAGGUAUAGGUAUAUUACUAUAGCCAAGUUCUUGGUAUUAGAUAGCCCAGAGCACUUUGUUUUUUGGAUUGGCCUUUUUGAAGAAGUUGUAGUGACACUGUCUCUUGUCUGAGACUCCAUAUUUCUUUAAUCUUGUAUCAUAAACAAAUGGUUGAAUGUUGAUAAGUGUGUCGUUUUAGAAGUGAAAUUCUAAAUUAUGAAUGUGAAUGUUGUUAAUGUGUUACAGACACUUUGAUAUUUGUGUUUCAACAUUAGUUUUAAAAUAAAUUUGUACGUUGGAAGGCAAUUAUCUCAAUGGAAGUGUGCUCAGGACAUCCACUUUGAAUGGAAAUAUGUGAUUUGAAUGUUGAAUAUUAUGUGGAAAAAUUAUAUCCAAGUGUUAUAUUUGUAUCAAAUUCAUUUAAUUUUAAUAUGCAUGCUCCAAGUUCUGGUAGCACUCUGAAUUAAUUACACAUAACUCUACAGGAUUAGAGUUAGUUUUCAGAAAUUUUCUGGCUACUAGAAUAUAAAAUAAGCCUUGAUAUGAUGUGCUGCUUAAGGUUAAAAUUUCAGAUGUGUUUUGGUUGGAAAUAAACUCUCUGAAGUACAUUUGUAAGAUAAGCUCAGGUAAACAGUGCCACCAGAUACCUGCCAAUCCCAUCAUAUCCUGGCCGAGUGUCACAGAUACUGGCCAAAUAUCAACAGCUACCGGCCGAGUGUCACAGAUACUGGCCAAAUAUCACCAACUACUGGCCAAGUGUCACAGAUACUGGCCAAAUAUCACCAGCUACCGGCCGAGUGUCACAGAUACCGGCCAAGUGUUGCUAGAUACUGGUCAAGUGCCACCAGAUACUGGCCAGUGUCAUCAUAUCCUGGCCGAGUGUCAGAUACCAGCCAGUGCUACCAGUUACUGGCCAAAUGUCACUAGCUAUUGGCUAAGUGCCACCAGAUAUUGGUAGCUUGUCACCAGAUACUGGCUAAAUAUUGCUAGAUAUUGGUUGAAUGCUACCAGAUACGGUGUUGCAUAUCUUAGAGACAGUUGAAUUAAUAUUUUUUAAAUGUAACCCUUUAGGCAUAGAAAUAUAUGCCUGGAAAGUCUGCCUAUACUUAUCAGAAAGCACAUAAUUGUUGGGAAUAUGAGGGAAUCCCAGUUGCAACUGUUUUUCUAAAAUUCAUUGUAAGUUGGUUUGUGUGGUAAGUUAGGCAGGCUGAAAAGCACUUCCUUCCAAGUAGCAUAUGUAUUCAGAAUGUAUAAAUGGUGUAAAAAUUUAUUUUUCUGAAUAUCAGAGGUACAAUUUAUUAUACGGUCUGUGAUCACUGACCCAUCAGGUUGUAUAAAUUGUGUGUUGAGAUUUGCCAUGAUAGUAGUAAAUUAUGAUGAGAGAUUGUGUCAGUAGGUAUCAGCUUACAGAACGCUUGGACUUGAAUGUAAUAUCUACACAUCAUCUGUUAAGAUACAGCAGGAAUUCAUCUAAUUAAAUGCUGUGUACAUGAAUACAA
Messenger RNA from Ylistrum balloti, 7053 nucleotides. RefSeq names its product AP-3 complex subunit delta-1-like. Gene Ontology annotation, cellular component: membrane coat; AP-3 adaptor complex; endosome membrane. The record is from RefSeq and is a predicted model, not a curated record. Gene Ontology annotation, biological process: synaptic vesicle membrane organization; synaptic vesicle budding from endosome; neurotransmitter receptor transport, postsynaptic endosome to lysosome. The transcript has 35 exons. The coding region runs from base 61 to 3822 and encodes 1253 amino acids. Lineage: Eukaryota; Metazoa; Mollusca; Bivalvia; Pectinida; Pectinidae.